AUGACAGAGACUCAGAUAAUUGAGUUGGAAGUAAAAAUGCGUGGCAUCACCUCCAUCUCGUUCCUUCUUCUUGCGCCUCUCGGUGCCCUCGCCGCUCCCACUGCCUCUUCCAACAAUGUAAUCCCAAGCAGAGUCCUCGAACCAAGAGCAGUCGUAACCCCAGCGCCCUGCCAGCCUCAACUCAACCCCCCUCCCACCGAGCAGGAAUCCGCCGAACGCUUCGAGAAAUUCGCCCACGCCUUUCUGGAGACCAAGAACUUGUCUGAAGCGUUUGAAUACAUUGAUGCGACUUACAUUAACCACAACCCAUUCGCCAGCGCCAACGGACCCAACGCUGCUCUCGACGCUCUUGGUCCAUACUGGGGCUCGGUCCAGAUUACGCCGUUGAGAAGGACGUUCAAAGGCGAGUUUGGGUGGCUGAAUUACCGCACCAAUUACUUUGGCGAGAUUGUUGAUCGGUAUCGCAUGGAGGGAGGCUGUAUUGUUGAGCAUUGGGAUCAGGGCGAGAAGUAUCCUAGUUUCUGA
Sordaria macrospora k-hell is the source of this 525-nucleotide messenger RNA. RefSeq lists its product as uncharacterized. The record is from RefSeq and is a predicted model, not a curated record. NCBI's taxonomy places the organism in Eukaryota, Fungi, Ascomycota, Sordariomycetes, Sordariales, Sordariaceae.